Molecule: messenger RNA, 1438 nt
Organism: Fusarium vanettenii 77-13-4
Lineage: Eukaryota; Fungi; Ascomycota; Sordariomycetes; Hypocreales; Nectriaceae
Exons: 2
Coding region: 16-1323 (435 amino acids)
Source: RefSeq, a predicted model, not a curated record
GAGCGGUGCCAGUCCAUGUACUGCUCAAACCAUGUUGAUUCGAUCCAUCACACGUGCGAGGUGAGGUGCAUGUCCCACGAGGUCGAUGAUGAUGAGGAGACAGAAGCGCACAGGGAGGUUGAGGCUCUCCUUACCCAAGUGAAUGCGUAUCAGCUUUUGCAAGUUGCCAGUUCUCUCCACCACGGUAAACGUUGCAUGUUUUGUUCUGGAAAUUAUGUCGGUGGUUCAAUUAUGGGCACUUCGAAUUACCAUGUUUGGAUUCUCUUUGAAGACAGAGUCGUAUGGCUCGCUCGAAUACCUCGGAACGCAACCUCUGCAGAUACUCCCUCCGACCUUGCCGAGUACAUAGUCGAGAGCGAGUACGCUACGCUCAAAUGGUUGGAGGGUCUCAGAUUUCCUACCCCAAGAGUUCAUGGGUAUGGACUCGCUUCUGAUCCUGACAACCUAGUCGGGGUGAGCUAUAUCCUCGAAGAUGCCAUGCCAGGACAGCCAUUCAACCCUCGACUAGCCACCGACGAACAAAAGACACAUGUCUAUAACCAAUACGCUAGAAUUCUCAUCGAGAUUAGCCGUCAUCCUCGAACGCAAGCCUUCUCCCUCGUCCCACGCGACGGAAUGAUCAGACAUGGACCCAUCGCGAGCAAUCGGGACCGUACACUUGAAAAACAUGGACCUUUCCACACAUCUCAAGACUAUUUUACCUCGAUCGCAGAGUACCAUCUACAUUUAAUUGCAGACGGACAGCUCUACCCAGAAUAUCCCAAAGAGGCAUUUGUGUUUUACCGGAUGCUGAGAGAUCGGGCUGCUCCCAUCUUGGCAACCCCCCCUUCGCGCAUUGGUGGGUUCUACUUGAAGCACGCUGGCGAUAUCGGGGAUCAUCUACUUGUCGACAAGAACUACAACAUCACUGCCGUCAUUAACUGGCAGCAUGCGCGCUUUGUUCCACCGCGCGAGGCGUUUGGACCUUCUUUGUUCACGGCCAACCUUAGGAACCUGCAUAGAGGGGUUGCAGGUCUUUGUGUAGAUGACAAGCUUCUCUCCACGUGCCUGAGGCGUCAGGGUAGAGCAGAUCUUGCAGACUUGGCGACAGGAAGUGAGCUUACUCGUCGGUUCCAUCUUGGUCUCUCUUCUGGGCUUGGAAAGCCUGAGAUCUCACAGUUGAUCAGAGCUGUGCUCUGCUUGCUGGACGGCCGCGACGCACCGAGAUCGGGGGUUAGAGCUUGGGUGGAGCAGGAGUGGGCCUGCGCUGUUGGAGAUCCGUGGCGGGAAAAGACGAUGAAGCUGGUUCAGGAUAUUGAGAGAGCGAAGCUUGAAAAGGCAUAAUCCGACAUGCCUUGCUAUUCAGAUUGACCUUGAUGUAGUCUGCAACCGUUGAUAGACUCUCAGACUGCAGUACGAAUAUUGUUAGUGCUGUCGGCUGCCAAAUUGAGGACAUGAC